Octodon degus (degu) is the source of this 3390-nucleotide messenger RNA. It is a transcript of the gene Nedd9, whose product is annotated as neural precursor cell expressed, developmentally down-regulated 9. The record is from RefSeq and is a predicted model, not a curated record. The coding region runs from base 233 to 2719 and encodes 828 amino acids. Gene Ontology annotation, biological process: cell migration; cell surface receptor protein tyrosine kinase signaling pathway. Gene Ontology annotation, cellular component: cytoplasm; plasma membrane. NCBI's taxonomy places the organism in Eukaryota, Metazoa, Chordata, Mammalia, Rodentia, Octodontidae. Gene Ontology annotation, molecular function: protein binding. The transcript is spliced from 8 exons.
ACGCCCUGCAUGCCCACCCAGAGAGAGGCCACGCAGGCUAGGCACACGACAUGGCCAUCCGCAGUGGUUCUGCCUUUGGCUGCGUGAGCGUGAGUCCAUGAUGCCAGAAGCCAGCAGGAGCAGGUUGCACAUUCUUCGCGAGGAGUUAUGAAAAGGAGGAAGCCGGCCAGGAUACCAGAACACUGGAAUUAUCCUCCUGGAGCGCCGGAGCGCCAGCAUUCUACAGGGGAAGAUGUGGACAAGGAAUCUUAUGGCAAGAGCCUUAUAUGACAAUGUUCCAGAAUGUGCUGAGGAACUGGCCUUUCGCAAGGGAGACAUCCUGACUGUCAUUGAGCAGAAUACUGGGGGUCUAGAAGGAUGGUGGCUGUGCUCCCUACACGGUCGGCAAGGCAUUGUCCCUGGCAACCGGGUGAAGCUUCUGAUUGGUCCUGUGCAGGAGACCCCCUCCAAUCAUGAACCGGCUAUCUCUGGACCCAAGCACCAGCCCUUUGGCCAACACAUGCUCUACCAAGUGCCAAACUCACAGGCAGCAUCUCGUGACACUGUCUACCAAGUGCCACCUUCCUACCAGAAUCAGGGAAUUUACCAAGUACCCACGGGCCACGCUGCUCAAGAACAAGAUGUGUAUCAAGUGCCACCAUCACAGAGAAGCACUGGGGGCACCAAUGGUCCCCACUUAAGUAAAAAGGUGAUCACCCCGGUGAGGACCGACCACGGCUAUGUAUACGAGUACCCAUCCAGAUACCAAAAGGACGUCUACGACAUCCCUCCUUCCCAUACCACUCAAGGGGUGUAUGACAUCCCACCCUCAUCCAUGAAAGGCGCUGUGUUUUCUGUUCCAGUGGGAGAGAUAGAACCUCAAGGGGUGUAUGACAUCCCUCCUACUAAAGGGAUCUAUGCCAUCCCACCUUCUGUCUACCGAGAUGAAGCAGGGCUGAGGGAAAAGGAAUAUGAUUUCCCCUCUCCAAUGAAACAAGCUGGAAGGGUGGACACCAGACCCGAGGGGGUUUAUGACAUCCCCCCCACCAGCACCAAGCCAGGGGCCAAGGACCCACACCCGAAGCUCAGUUAUGACGGGCCAGGGGCUGCUGAGCCUGUGGCGCGGAGGCACCAGAGCCUUUCCCUGCACCGCCCCUCCCCCCCAGGCCCUCACAAUGAUGCCUAUGAUAUACCCCGAGGAGUUCAGUUUCUGGAGCCACCAGCAGAAGCCAGUGAGAAAACCAGCCUUGAAGAAAGAGAUGGUGUUUACGAUGUCCCUCUGCACAACCCCCCAGACACUAAAGGCUCUCGGGAUGUGGUAGAUGGCAUCAACCGGUUGUCUUUCUCCAGCACAGGGAGCACCAGGAGUAACAUGUCCACAUCGUCCACCUCCUCAAAGGAGUCCUCAUUGUCAGCCUCGCCGCCUCAGGACCAAAGGCUCUUCCUGGAUCCAGACUCGGCCAUCGAGCGACUCCAUCGGCUCCAGCAGGCCCUGGAGGUGGGGGUCUGCAGCCUCAUGGCCCUGGUGACCACAGACUGGCGGUGCUAUGGGUACAUGGAAAGGCACAUCAAUGAGAUCCGCGCAGCCGUGGAGAAGGUGGAGCUGUUGCUGCGUGACUACCUCCACUUUGCCAAGGGAGCUGUAGCAAAUGCCUCUUGCCUCCCAGAACUCGUGCUGCACAACAAAAUGAAGCGGGAGCUCCAGAGAGUGGAAGACUCCCACCAGAUCCUCAGCCAAACCAGCCAUGACUUAAAUGAAUGCAGCUGGUCCCUGAAUAUCCUGGCCAUCAACAAACCCCAAAACAAAUGUGAUGACCUGGACCGGUUUGUGAUGGUGGCCAAGACAGUGCCUGAUGAUGCCAAACAGCUGACCACCACCAUCAACACCAACGCAGAAACCCUCUUCAGACCAGGCCCUGGCAGUUUGCAACUCAAGAAUGGGCCUGAGAGCAUCAUGAACUCAACCGAGUACCCACAUGCUGGCUCCCAGAUGCAGCUGCUACGCCCUGGGGACUGCAAGGCCCAGGCCCACAACAAGCCAAUGCCCCCCAUCCUGGGCAAGGACCAGCCACCCGACUGUAGCAGCAGCGAUGGCUCUGAGAGGAGCUGGAUGGAUGAUUAUGAUUAUGUCCACCUCCAGGGUAAAGAGGAGUUUGAGAGGCAACAGAAGGAGCUGUUGGAAAAAGAGAAUAUCAUCAAACAGAGCAAGACGCAGCUGGAACAUCACCAGCUGAGUCAGUUCCAGCUAUUAGAGCAAGAAAUUACAAAGCCUGUGGAGAAUGACAUCUCCAAAUGGAAGCCCUCUCAGAACCUCCCAACCACAAACAACAGUGUGGGUGCCCAGGACAGACAGCUGCUCUGCUUCUACUAUGACCAGUGUGAGACCCACUUUAUAUCCCUCCUCAAUGCCAUUGACGCCCUCUUCAGCUGUGUCAGCUCAGCCCAACCUCCUCGGAUCUUUGUGGCCCACAGCAAGUUUGUCAUCCUCAGUGCACACAAACUAGUGUUCAUUGGAGACACGCUGACAAGGCAGGUGACUGCACAGGAUAUCCGCAACAAAGUCAUGAACUCCAGCAACCAGCUCUGUGAGCAGCUCAAGACAAUAGUUAUGGCGACCAAGAUGGCCGCCCUCCACUACCCCAGCACCACUGCUCUGCAGGAGAUGGUCCACCAGGUGACAGACCUGUCUAGGAACGCUCAGCUCUUCAAGCGCUCUUUGUUAGAGAUGGCAACGUUCUGAGGAGAAGAGGAGGAGAGGGGACUACAUGAAUGGUUACCUAAGGAAAACUGGAAUAUCUAUCUGGUUUUUGUAAAUGUUAUCUAUUUUUGUAGAUAUUUUAUAUGAAAAUGAAAUAUUUUAACAUUUUAUGAGUUAGACAACUUUCAGAAAUUCAGGGAGCUGGAGAGGGAAAUCUUUUUCUUUUUCCCUGUGUAGUCCUUAUGUAUACAUACAAGUAUCUAAGACAGCUGUACAGAAACAUGUCAGUGUAUGUGGAUCACUCUGUAUUCAUGGGGUUUUCUCUUUGUAGAAGUUUGCCUGAUACAUUCCAUUUAAAAAACAUGAAUUAUGAAGCACCUUAGAAAGCACCUCCAAAUGCUGCAUUUUGGAGGUUUUUAAAUAUUGCUAUUGUUUAGAAAAUGUUUCAACUGGUUGUGAUAUUGCUCUACCUGUAGUAGUGGAGACUGCACCCGGCACAUACAAAUCUGAGAAAUACAGUAUAUUUACAAGCAUUUACCUCCCACACAGUAAAGCAUUGCAUGCUUUAUUCUUGUUUUAAACAUCUUUCAAAAUUGAUUGCUGGAACAUAUUAUGGCAAAUCACCUGCUUCUGGUUGAAAAGAUCUCUUGAAAAGUGAGUUUCAGAAAAUAUAUGGGGUUUUUGUUGUUUCGUUUUUGGUUUUGUCUUUUUGA